Messenger RNA from Callorhinchus milii (elephant shark), 3662 nucleotides. RefSeq names its product gsg1-like (gene gsg1l). Bases 360 to 1280 code for a protein of 306 amino acids. The record is from RefSeq and is a predicted model, not a curated record. NCBI's taxonomy places the organism in Eukaryota, Metazoa, Chordata, Chondrichthyes, Chimaeriformes, Callorhinchidae. The transcript is spliced from 5 exons. Gene Ontology annotation, cellular component: plasma membrane.
GAAAGGGAAAAAGAGAGAAAGAGAGAGAGAGAGAGAGAGAGAGGGGUUAUAGCCAGAGAUGGUUUAGUGCGUUUGAGAUGAUGCGACUGAUGUGCAUUUAGUUAUCAGUGCAUUUGCUGAGGUCCCUCUGUGUGUGUGUGUGUGAGUGUGGGAGAGAGAGAGAGGGAGAGGGAGGGAUAGAAGAUGCUUUAACCUCAACCAGCCACACACUCACUUGUUAUUUGACUGUAUUUUUUAAGAAGCAAACAGCAAAGGGGGUUAGGUAGGGAAGGGAGGGGAGGAGGGGGUUGGGGAGGAAUCUAAUAUGCUGUGUAUAUGCAUCUCUAUCUAUUACCAUUUAUGUAUCUGAGCAUCCAGAAAUGAAGACCACAAGGAAAUGCAGAGCUUUGCUGGCUGUGACCUUAAACUUAGUGGCUCUGUUUUUCUCCACCACCGCUUUCCUGACCACUUACUGGUGCGAAGGCACCCAACGUGUCCCCAAACCCAACUGCAGCCAAGCCAAGCAAGUCAACUGCAUCAACUUCAAUGGCAAUGGUACCACCACCAACAGCAGCACCAGCUCCAACCUGGUCCAUUACAGCUGGGAGACUGGCGACGACCGCUUUCUCUUCCGCCACUUCCACACGGGCAUCUGGUUAUCCUGCCAGGAGAACAUAGAUGGCACGGGUGAAACUUGCCAAAGUUUUAUUGACCUCGCUCCAGCAUCAGAAAGAGGUGUCCUGUGGCUGUCAGUCAUCUCCGAAGUCCUAUACAUUGUACUCUUAGUUGUUGGCUUCAGUCUGAUGUGUCUGGAGCUCUUCCAUUCAAGCAAUGUGAUCGAUGGGCUGAAACUGAACGCCUUCGCUGCUGUCUUCACUGUUCUAUCAGGACUUCUAGGAAUGGUAGCCCACAUGAUGUACACACAAGUGUUCCAGGUAACAGUCAGCCUGGGACCCGAAGAAUGGAGACCGCACUCAUGGGACUAUGGAUGGUCGUUUUGCCUGGCCUGGGGAUCGUUCACUUGUUGUAUGGCUGCCUCGGUCACCACGCUGAACUCCUACACGAAAACCGUCAUAGAGUUUCGGCACAAGCGCAAGAUCUUCGAGCACAGCCUGAGGGAGGAACAGACCUACAUCGACCGGGAGGCCAUCAACUAUUUUCGAGAGCGGUCGAUCCAGUCGGUUUCCAGCUCGGUCGAAGUCUUUCCCGAUCCAUCCCCAAGCACGGCAAAAUCACGGAUGCCAGAGACCUCCGUGGACUUGGGUGAAAUGUCAGAGAUAUUAAGAGAAGAACAGUGUUAAGGCCACUUCCAUUAAAGCUCCAUUUGAUGUAGCUGUUCAGAGAAGCAAUAUAUAUUUGCCGCAAAUCAUGUUUGUGCCCUAUCCAUGUGCACACGGUGAAGGAGAGCCGGCAAGUUUAGACAGCGCUAUGCCUUUUGUUAUCGUGCGUAGGUGGCAUUGAUGUUCAUGAUUAUCAGAGGGUCGGCAAAGCAAAUUAGACGCGUGAAACGUGAUGUGACGUAACAUUUCUACGUUUUUAAUAAGUUGCCAAAUAUUUUGUUAAUGAUGUGAAAAUAUCCAUUUGACUUCCAAAACAUGUGCGCACGUGAUAAUACAUCGUAGAGCUGAAGGUUUCAGGUACCGGUGUUGUAUCAUCACUUGUUGCUUCACCAUCUUCACAAUACGGGUUAAAAAUCAGGACCCAACUCCGUCCAAGCACUGGGAAGCAGAGGGGAAUCUGGUUCAUGUUGAAUGAAUGGAAUUGGCAAGAUUUAAGGGGCGGGAGGAUCUUUGAAGCUUUAAAACAUCAGAAGAUAAUGUACAAGAAAGCCUGGGUACAAGAAACACGGUAUAGAUGUGAUUGCUAAAUAGUGGGGACCCUUUGCGCACAGCAAAAGGGAUACUGUCUCUUGCACAUGCCAUCCAACAGACUUUGGAAAGGUAGAAGAGGAAGUGAAAGUAAUAACUGUCAGAUUAUAUAUAGCCGAGUUGUAUUGAAAUUUGUACAAAUGACCGAUUUUCUUUUCCCCCCCCUUUUGUUUUCUCAUCGAAUGAUACAGUCCUGUGAAACGUUGAAGACAGUUUGUAAAGAUUCUGAAACGCAAUCCUAAAUACUCGUUGCAAAGUCUAACGUCAGGGUUUGUGGCCGCGGUGAACCCAACCCCUUGAUAUACGUCACAGUUUGUGCUCAUCUUACAGAAUGUGUGAUGUGCUGAAAUCUCCCUUUAUUCAAGACAAACCGAAGAGCUGCCACAAAUCUGACCCCACUUGAUAUCCUCGUCCUGUAAGCGAUAUUCAAACCUAUCUACGAUUUAAUGCCAUUCGGAGGGAAUUCUGUUUAGUAUCUGUUGUCCAAGAUGAAUGCAAGAAAACCUUAAGUACGAGAAAAAGGGACACCUGCCAUAAAUUUUAAACCGCCAUAAAAAUGAGGUAAUUUGGAAGAAUUAAGUCGCUAUUAUGCAGGUGCAUGAUUGCUGUCACACGGGGCAAGAUGUUUCACAGCAGAAUGUAAAAAAAGAACAAUUCUUAUGGGUUCAAAGCCUAAAGCAUACGUACUGAUUCAGCAACAGAUAGUUGAAGGAUAAGCACAUUUUAAAGUGGAAAAUUGGGAGUGUCUUAUUUCCCUUUAAAGUCAACAGGUUUGUCAAGUUUGUAACUGGUUAACAUGCUAAUGAAUACCCAAACCACUCAUCUCACAAACAGUGCAGCUGAAAUCCUAAACUGAAAGGCUAACGCUGAAUAGGCUUUCAAACAACAUUUAUGCCGCAGGCCGAAGCUGUUCCCGAUUUAACCACAAACUACAUAAAUCCUUCUUGGCAGUGGCACAUUUGUUCCAUUUUCACUCGGAUUUGUUUUGCAUCUCGCACUUAUUGUUGUGGAGAAAGCCAGACAGGAAAUUCCACGCAAAAUGAGGAUUAAUGGGACCUGGGAUACCCGGUUCAUUGCACAGAGUAACCAGUGUAUGUAUAUAUGAAACGUUAUUGUUAAAAUCAUUUUCAAAUUGCAUAUUUCACUGUGGUGUCAACGUGAUUAAUUGUGGCUAUUUUUUAAAAGUUAAAUAAUAAUAAUAAUAAUAAUGAGAGCAUAUAUCAAUGUUAAAUAGCAGCAGCAGGUACUAUAUUAUAUUUUGUAAUUAUGAAAAUAGUUUUUCUACACAAUGGAGAUAGGAUUGUGUAUUCCACUAAAUUUAUGAAUUCAAGCUGUGGGAUUCUAUUUCUCAGGACUCCAGUUUGGCGAUUGCCAUUGAAUAAUAUUUUCCAAAGAGGAAAUUGGCGCGAAUACGAAUGUGAUUGGAAUGACAUUCGCAACAGAAAGUCACACGAGGACAAUUUGCAACGGGGUUAAUUGUUAUCAGCUUCCAAAGUGGAAUACAAAUGGCUUGAGAAAUAGAACUCAACAGUCUUGAAGACAUAAUUAUUGUUGAUCAGCUAAUUUAGCUACAGUUUAUUCAGUUAAAAAAAAAGUGGCAUAUGGAACAAACAUAUUGAAUGAAUUGAAUUCAUUUUUCAGUAGAUGCCUCUAUUUGCGAGAUUUUGUUUUUGGAAAAUGGUGAAAUUUUCUAGGGUAAUGCCUUAUUUAUUACUCAGCCGCUUCUCUUUCAAGAAUACCUCCUUUCGAUUUUUAAAACUUGAAACGCGCAUACGUUGUAGCUGUAUUUUCAUUAAAAAUCCUCAAAUAAUCAGA